Rosa chinensis is the source of this 894-nucleotide messenger RNA. RefSeq lists its product as uncharacterized. NCBI's taxonomy places the organism in Eukaryota, Viridiplantae, Streptophyta, Magnoliopsida, Rosales, Rosaceae. The coding region runs from base 76 to 561 and encodes 161 amino acids. The record is from RefSeq and is a predicted model, not a curated record. The transcript has 5 exons.
AAAUACGCAUUCCACACUGGGUCUGGAAGAUCAAUUUGUACGCUUAUUUCAAUACUCAACCUUUUUCCAGAAUGAAUGAGCAAGAAAGCAGGUAUGGAGGUGGCGAGGUCAUCGGAAUGUUUCCAAAGGCAGGACCUGGCCGUCGUCCCCAAGCCUGAUGACACCAAGGCGGAAGAACCAAAGGCUCGAAGGCCUUCUAUGGAUCCAUGGCCUUAUAUCAGCAAGUUACCUGAUGGUAGGAGGAUCAUAAUCUCAAGGAAGAACCCACCUACCGAGCAUCCUUGCGCUUAUACCGAGAUGCCCCCUGAUGAUCCUGGUCCUUUCUCUCAAAAAUCAAAGCUCCGUGUCACUGGUCCGCCCAUCCCUCGUGCGGCAGUCACUGGCCAAAUUCCUGGUAUGCUUUUGAUUUUCAUUUUCAGUUACAUGGAACUCGCUUGGGCCAUCUGUGUUAUGAAGGUACAUGUAUCAUUUGUUCCUUGGUGGAUGAACACAGUUCAACUCGAUGCCCGUACCUUAAUCUUCUCCCAAAGAAUGCAGCUGUUAGCAGUGGCUGUGACGUAGUUUGUACGGUUUGUCAUCGUUUGUUUUCAGGGCGCUGCUGUAACCAGGACGCUGGACGUGCUGAGCUCAGGUUAUGUAAUAAUUGUAUGAGGAUUGGUGACCACUGGACAUCUCAGUGCCCGCAGGAGGAUAGAUUUUUCUCUCUGAUCAGGAGAAAAGUAAAAUUUUGAGAAAAGUUGUCUUGUUUUAUAACGCGUUUUAUGUAUGUCUGAUGACUUUCGGUUUAUGUCAUAGAAUUUGUUGUGUAAUGUCAAUAUCUUAAUUUAAUGAAAAUAUGAUUUAAAAAACAUAUGUGAAGAUAUACUUUACAGAGUAGCUUUCUAGUUAUGCCAA